Molecule: messenger RNA, 893 nt
Organism: Olea europaea var. sylvestris
Lineage: Eukaryota; Viridiplantae; Streptophyta; Magnoliopsida; Lamiales; Oleaceae
Product: tetratricopeptide repeat protein 33
Exons: 5
Coding region: 102-746 (214 amino acids)
Molecular function (GO): protein binding
Source: RefSeq, a predicted model, not a curated record
CGAACUCCGAACCUCGCUUACUCAUUCAUGCCUUGUCAAAGAAACUCCUCUUACAAAUCAUCCACCCCAACACAAAUCCCCGUAGAAGAAAGAAAGAGAGGAUGAAGAUGACAUGGAAGAAGAAUCAGAACAAAAAACGACCUAUCUCUCACUAUUCGAACCUCCCUUUUGAUGAUGAGGUUAAUCAAAAUGAUGAUGCCAAUACCAAAACUAAAAAUACUGGAACCGAUGUAGUAGAAGAAGAUAGAGCGGUCCAGAACGAAGAAUUGUCAAAUAAGGAAAUUUCUGCUUCUGGGAAUGGUGAAGAGAAUGCUAAGAAGCUCGGUGAAGAAUAUGAAGCUCAAGGAAACAAGCUUGCCGAGGAUGGGAAUUACCAAGAAGCACUUGGAAAGUGGGAGACUGCAAUUGUAUUGAUGCCAGAGCGAGCUGUUUUACACGAACAAAAAGCUCAAGUUUUACUUGAACUUGGAGAAUCAUGGCAUGCCUUGAAGGCUGCGACUCGAGCUACUGAGCUGGAACCUACAUGGGCCGAGGCAUGGAUCACCCUUGGUAGAGCUCAGUUAAACUUUGGGGAGCCUGAUUGUGCCAUUGAAAGCUUUGACAAAGCAUUAGCAAUUAAGCCGGAUUCUAUGGAAGCAAAAGGGGACAGGCAAACUGCUUUACAUUUGGUAAAGAGGCGAAAACAGCUUCAUUCAACAGGAUUGAGUUCGACUGAAAACCGUUUUCUAGUUGGAGAUCAAGGCUAAAGCUGUUGAACAAAAAAUUUUGUAGUUACUAUUAAGAGCUUGUUGUGUUACAUGGUAAGAUAUGGCUCAAACAAGAUAGUCUUGCUACAAUAAUUGUAUGUGCAAGUAUUUGUUUCACUAACUUUAUUUUAAUUUCUUUUUCCGGUG